AUGGCCGCAGUCACCAUGGACAAGAUCCAAUUCUAUCAACCUCCAAAUCCCAUGAGUGCAGCCAAGCCACGAAGCCCGAACCUGCCCGCAAUCUCCACACCCCCCAAACCCCCAGCACGUAGACCCAAUCCCACCGCCGACUCUUUCACUUCCCUACUCUGUCCGUCACAGCAGCUCAGACACCCUUUGCCCCCCCGCCUAUUCCCUUCUGUUACACCUCCCAUCUCUUCUCGCCCUGCAGGCCGACGGUCCCAGCCACCCGCAACUCCAGUAAACGACUUUGACAGAAUUUUGGAGGGGAUCUCGUCGGACGACGGGAGCCAACCACUUGGCGGGGACGGAAGAAAUGCCGACGAGCACGCCACAAUCCCCUCUGGAUCGAAUCUGAGCGGUUUUGCCAGCGACCGCCUUGGUAUGCCUGUCGAGGAGGCGGAUACGGCUGCGGAAAGUGCCACUGAAGCCGGCCUUCGCGCAUGCCGGUUGGGUGGAAGUAGAGAUGGCCUCAUCGUAGAUGGGUGGACGGAGAUAGGUCACAGUGGUGAACCCACAAGCGAGUCCGCAGCUGGACAGACUUCCCGGCCACUGUUGCCUGCCCGCGAGGCGCCUACCGAUCAUGGUGACGAUCUAGACGGGAUGGCGGAUGGUGGUAGAGCCUCAUUGACUCCCCGAGAGGUUUCAGAAACCCCUCCCCCUCUUACCAUGGACGAAGUGAGCGCUUCCGCCGGCGCACCCCACGACGCCGUCUCUCCACAUCCAGGGAGUCGGCGUCAAAUCUCAGCUGGCCAUGCCCGUGCGACACAGGAGGAGUGGCGGGUCAAAAAGAUACUAGAUUCCCGGAUCCGCGUGCGGAAGGGCAAGCCAAUUUUGGAGUACCAUGUUGCAUGGCGGUCUACGUGGCAACCGCGGAGCGAUUUGAUACCGGGAUGCGAGGAGCUGGUCAAAGAAUUCCAUGCAGAGUGGAAGGACGAGCGGCCUUCACUUACUACUCUGACGGGCCACAUGCGCUUCAAGCAGAGAAGGAGAUCGCGCAGGGACAGUGGACGCAAGAUUGCAAAAUCAAUCAGUUAG
Molecule: messenger RNA, 1068 nt
Organism: Paracoccidioides lutzii Pb01
Exons: 3
Coding region: 1-1068 (355 amino acids)
Source: RefSeq, a predicted model, not a curated record